This is a messenger RNA of Lineus longissimus, 2008 nucleotides long. RefSeq names its product procathepsin L-like. Gene Ontology annotation, molecular function: cysteine-type endopeptidase activity. Lineage: Eukaryota; Metazoa; Nemertea; Pilidiophora; Heteronemertea; Lineidae. Gene Ontology annotation, cellular component: lysosome. The transcript has 8 exons. Bases 132 to 1133 code for a protein of 333 amino acids. The record is from RefSeq and is a predicted model, not a curated record.
UGGAACUGGGCCAUUUCAUCAGCAGAACCACCGGCUAUAAGUGGUUUCCAGAUCACAUCCUCUAUCACUUUGAUUCCACUCUCUGCACACCGCUCAACAGCAGCCAGACGAAGCGCAGAAAAUCUUAAAAGAUGAAGACCGCCGUCUGCCUCCUGGUAUUUGGCGUACUCGGCCUUGCCACCUGCUCGUUUCAAUUCUCGGUCGACCUUGAAGACGAAUGGUCCAAGUACAAAGUCAGCUACGAGAGGAGCUAUGAAGCGACGGAAGAUGGCCUGCGGAAGAUCAUCUUCAUGAACAACUUGAAGACAAUCAUGCGUCACAACAUCGAGGCGGACAUGGGCGUCCAUACCUAUUGGAUGGGCGUCAACCAAUUCACUGAUUUGAGUCAUGAAGAAUUCAAAAAUCUUAUGUCUGGGUGUGUCCUGAAGCCGAACAACAUGACCAGUGGCUCCACCUACUUGCCUCCUGCCAAUUUGGAUGCACCCUCCACAGUUGACUGGAGGACCAAGGGAUACGUUACCCCAGUCAAGAAUCAGGCACAAUGCGGCUCUUGCUGGAGCUUUUCCAGCACAGGGGCAUUGGAGGGACAACACAAGAGGAAGACAGGCAAGCUAGUCAAUCUGUCCGAACAGCAACUGGUAGACUGCUCUACACGCUGGGGUAACAAUGGAUGUAAUGGAGGAAUGAUGCCCCUGGCCUUUAAGUACGUGAAGGACGUUGGAGGUCUAGAUACGGAGGCGUGCUACCCCUAUACAGCAAGGGAUGGUACAUGUCAUGCUAAGAGGUCAUGUAUUGGAGCAAAGUGCACGGGCGUCCAGCUCCUGCCCCCGGGUGAUGAGCGAGCUCUCAAAACCGCUGUAGCCAGCGUGGGUCCUGUCUCUGUCGCCAUCGAUGCCGCGCAGCCCAGCUUCCAGCAAUACAGUCACGGCGUGUAUAACGAGCCCAACUGCAGUCCCACCAAGCUAGAUCACGGUGUCCUUGUCGUCGGGUAUGGAACAGACCAAGGCAACGAUUACUGGCUCGUCAAGAAUAGCUGGGGGCCCAUGUGGGGCUUAGGUGGCUACAUCAAGAUGUCAAGAAACAAGGGCGACCAGUGUGGUAUCGCAAGUUCUGCCAGCUAUCCAUUAGUUUAGACGACAAGACGACUCGGGCCAUGCCACUAACGUCAAUGUGCCAAAUCAACGACUCUAACAAAUAUAAUUCAAUAAAAGAAAGCGACUUUAUUCAAAUAAUAAUGAUAAAAAAUGAUUCGUCUCGGUCCUGGUGAUUAGGAUGAUCGUGUUUUCAGAUUUGGCCUACUGCUAUAGAAUAAAAGGAUUCCCACGAUAUUAAAACAGACAUAUUAUUUAAGCAUACCGCCUCAUCACACUACCAGGAUGACCAAGUCUGCAAUGUAUCGAUCCAGUCAUACACUAUUCAUGUUAUCGUUUGUUAUCGAUAUGCGCUGCUGUAUCUCUCUAUAAUUGAUUGUACAAUUUUAUGAAUAAAUCAAAUGAUCUCGUGAUUUAUACUACACGCUUAAAAAAUAGGAGUGUCAUGUUGAAAUCUUUGUACAAAGACUUGCCUCCAUUUAUUAGGGAGGUGUUCAGUUGGAGCACAUCUAGCUCUCAGGAGUGGAUCAUCAAACUCGAACAAUAGUUGACAUCGACUCCAGGCCGUCAAGGUGGGUGCUGUGUCACAACUAAUGACGAAAGACAUGAAAUAUCUUACAGCCGAAAUCACAUACAGUGACAUUAUUCAGGGUGGAUGUGACAAUCAUUGGUCUCCGAAAGCCACUGCAUACACAGUGGCAACACUGAUGUUAUUGUAAUACAGCCGCAACACUAGGACACUACCCUGGUACAUUACCUCGCAAUCCCAGUCCGCUGUGGUGCAAGUCAGACUGAGUAAGUUGAUACGCUCCCAACUGCCGAAGACCAAAACCUCUGAACGGUAGGGGAAGUAAAAUACUCUUGUUAUAUUCCCUACGACACCAACAACGUGCAUGGCGGUCUGCUCUCUUUUUAUU